Molecule: messenger RNA, 1789 nt
Organism: Paraphaeosphaeria sporulosa
Lineage: Eukaryota; Fungi; Ascomycota; Dothideomycetes; Pleosporales; Didymosphaeriaceae
Product: ATP synthase F1, beta subunit
Exons: 4
Coding region: 40-1572 (510 amino acids)
Biological process (GO): proton motive force-driven mitochondrial ATP synthesis; proton transmembrane transport
Molecular function (GO): ATP hydrolysis activity; proton-transporting ATP synthase activity, rotational mechanism; ATP binding
Source: RefSeq, a predicted model, not a curated record
CUCCACUCCCACCUCCACGCCAUCCCCCCAUCUCUCACAAUGCUCAAGAGCGGGUUCCAGCGGUCGCUUCGCGCGACCUGUCGCGCCCCCGUCUUCAGGUCCCCCGUGCGCAAGAGCUUUCCUCUCGCUCGCUUUGCAUCCACCGACUCCAUCAAGGAUGGCAAGAUUCAUCAAAUUAUCGGAGCCGUAGUGGAUGUCAAGUUCGACACUGAGCAGCUUCCCCCCAUUCUCAAUGCCUUGCAAACCGAGAACAACGGCCAGAAGCUCAUCCUCGAGGUUGCGCAACAUUUGGGUGAGAACGUCGUCCGAUGCAUUGCUAUGGACGGUACCGAGGGUCUCGUCCGUGGCCGCAAGGCCACCGACACUGGUGCUCCCAUCACCAUCCCCGUCGGCCCCGGAACUCUUGGUCGUAUCAUGAACGUCACUGGUGACCCCAUUGACGAGCGUGGCCCUAUCAAGUCCGACAAGUUCCUCCCUAUCCACGCCGACCCCCCGGAGUUCGUCGAGCAGUCCACCUCCGCUGAGGUCCUCGUUACCGGUAUCAAGGUCGUCGACCUUCUCGCCCCCUACGCUCGUGGUGGAAAGAUUGGUCUCUUCGGAGGUGCCGGUGUCGGAAAGACUGUGUUCAUUCAGGAGCUGAUCAACAACAUCGCCAAGGCCCACGGUGGUUUCUCCGUCUUCACCGGUGUUGGUGAGCGUACCCGUGAGGGUAACGAUCUGUACCACGAGAUGCAGGAGACCUCCGUCAUCCAGCUUGAUGGCGAGUCCAAGGUCGCCCUGGUCUUCGGUCAGAUGAACGAGCCCCCGGGUGCCCGUGCCCGUGUCGCUCUUACCGGUUUGACUGUCGCCGAAUACUUCCGUGAUGCCGAGGGUCAGGAUGUGUUGCUCUUCAUUGACAACAUUUUCCGUUUCACCCAGGCUGGUUCUGAGGUGUCCGCUCUUCUCGGCCGUAUCCCCUCCGCUGUCGGUUACCAGCCCACUCUCGCCGUCGACAUGGGUCAGAUGCAGGAGCGUAUCACAACCACCCAGAAGGGUUCCAUCACUUCCGUCCAGGCCGUCUACGUGCCCGCUGACGAUUUGACUGACCCUGCCCCCGCCACCACCUUCGCCCAUUUGGACGCCACCACUGUCUUGUCCCGUGGUAUCUCCGAGUUGGGUAUCUAUCCCGCUGUCGACCCUCUUGACUCCAAGUCCCGUAUGUUGGACCCCCGUAUCGUCGGUGACGACCACUACAACACCGCCACCCGCGUCCAGCAGAUCCUCCAGGAGUACAAGUCGCUCCAGGAUAUCAUUGCCAUUCUCGGUAUGGACGAGUUGUCGGAAGCUGACAAGCUUACCGUCGAGCGUGCCCGUAAGAUCCAGCGUUUCUUGAGCCAGCCCUUCACUGUCGCUCAGGUCUUCACUGGUAUCGAGGGUAAGCUUGUCGACCUCAAGGACACCAUCCGGUCAUUCAAGGCCAUCCUCAGCGGUGAGGGUGACGACCUUCCCGAGGGUGCUUUCUACAUGGUCGGUGACCUCGAGUCAGCACGCGCCAAGGGUGAGAAGAUUCUUGCGGAGCUUGAGAAGUCAUAGACGCAUUGUGGUAGUGGGGAAAAAUGAGGGUGGACUAUUGUGUCAAACGGGCUCGUCGGUGAUGGCUCUCCUCAAUCUGUACAAAAUGUAUACCAUUGCGCAAAGGGGCGAACAUCUAAUGCCGACGGGUCUUUGGUGGAGCAAUGGUCUUUCUGUGUAAUCUUAUCCAUCAUGCGAAGAUCCCGUUUCUUCUGUCAAUUUAGCUCAGUUCUGAUUC